This is a messenger RNA of Spea bombifrons (plains spadefoot toad), 2397 nucleotides long. RefSeq names its product transmembrane protein 150A (gene TMEM150A). The transcript is spliced from 9 exons. Lineage: Eukaryota; Metazoa; Chordata; Amphibia; Anura; Pelobatidae. The record is from RefSeq and is a predicted model, not a curated record. Gene Ontology annotation, biological process: protein localization to plasma membrane. Bases 255 to 1070 code for a protein of 271 amino acids.
UCCUGGCACCACAACUCCCAGGAGCCUUUGCAGUGAUUGCGAGUUUAAUGACUUAAAGGUCUCCUCGACGGAGGCUCUGGGGGAUCCGGGGGUUGCGGGGGUAAGGUGAUCGCAGCAGAGUCUUCCCCGGGUGGUCAGAGGUGGUCAGUGAAAUGUCGCAUGUCCAUACAGUGAAUGCCUGCUGAUGAUUUGCUGCAGAGCCCCCUGUUCUCACUGCUUGUCCCCCACCCUUGAUCCCCGGACCCUCCUCACUAAUGACUGGCUGGAUUGUCCUUCCCAUCAGCCUGACAGCGUUCUCAAUCCCCGGGAUAUGGAUUGUUUACGCUAUGGCUGUGAUGAACCAUCAUGUGUGUCCGGUGGAGAACUGGUCAUACAACCUAACGUGUGCCGAUGAUAACACCAAGCAGGGGACACCCAAAUCAUGCUGCACCCUGGAAGAUGUCCCCCUCAUCAGCAAGUGUGGUACUUACCCUCCUGAGAGCUGCCUCUUCAGUCUGAUUGGAAAUGUUGGUGCAUUUAUGGUGGUGAUGAUCUGUUUACUGAGAUACAGCCAGGUGAUUGAGCUCAGCCACAGUUCCUGGCUGAACACCGUUGCUUUGAUAUCCGGCUGCACCAACGCGGCGGGUCUGGUCAUGGUGGGAAAUUUCCAGGUGGAUUACGCCAAAUCUCUACAUUAUAUCGGAGCAGGAGUGGCGUUCCCGGCAGGCCUGCUCUUCGUGUGUCUGCACUGCAUCCUCACGUACCACUUGGCGACCAAUACGCUGGACUUCUGGGUGGCUCAUCUACGUGUCAGCCUAACCACUGUGGCCUUAAUAUCCCUCGUUCUGAGUGGGGUCUUCUUCAUCCAUGAAAGUUCCCUCCUCCAGCACCUGGCUGCAAUCUGCGAGUGGAUAUUUGUCCUGGACAUCCUGGUCUUUUACGGAACCUUUGCGUAUGAGUUUGGCUCUGUCUCCAGCGACACUUUGAUGGCGGCGCUGCAGAGCGCCUCUGCGCGCAGCUGCAAGUCUCCUGGGAGCAGCAGCACCUCUACCCACCUGAACUGUAAUCCUGAACGGAUUGCCAUGAUCUGAGGGCGCUGGGACGGGAACAUCCGAUUACCGCCCUCCCCCAACACUCAGGACGGCUUUUUAUUACUUUUAUUUUCUUUUACGUAUUUACCAAAUAUAUAUAUAGAAUAUUAAGCCAGUAUUAACUGAUUCUCUGCCGAAGGGAGCUAAAAAUAACAGCCCUCGGCAGCGAACAGGUUCAGAGAACUAAAGAAUAGUAUUUGUUCUGGCUCACUUUAUUAUUUUUCACAUGUGCUUUUUCUUUAACACUCUCUUGGGGCUUUUUUUAUAUCUAAUUUCUCUUUCCGAUUGUAUUGUAAGCAUUGCUGGAAGAAUGCAACUUGUCAUGUUCAGGAGACUAUUGGUCCUUGUCUACAACAAGAGUAGGGUUAAUGGGCAACAUUCUAAACUCAAAAUACUGGUGCCAGACUCAAAGCAACUUUUGUACUUUCUACUGCCUCAUACUAAAACACAACGCACUUUGUACUGAUGGUGGUUAUGCUUGUGUUGUAUGCAUAACAUACACACUAGCAGGGUUGUGCACCAGCAACUACCAUUACCCUUAACCAGCAGAUUGUAACCCAUCACUACCUGGAGGGUGACUGGUUGCCUAACCCCUGCGCUGCAUAGUAUGGUGAUGCUGAGUACCUGGUUCUCAACAUUCCACAUUUGAUUCGAAAUGCUGAUGGUUUGUACACUCACGUGAAGAAACUAACCCUCACUAAUAUUUCUGUAAUCACUACAUAUAGUAUGCUGCAUAUAGUUGUGUAUCAAUGACAGCACAGAGUAUUUUUGUUAGUGACCUCACAAAUGAAAUUGUUACCCAGAUGCUCACAACUUAUAUAAAUAUGUAAUGUAUGUAUAUGAUUACCAGAUUACUUACAAAGCCUAAAAUUACAGAAAACAUCCGAGACCCAUUUCUUCGCAAUAGUAACAAUAACCUGCUGUACCCUAAAUGAGCCACUAGGUGUCGCCUUGUUAGACCUUAGCAAGCAAUUGUAUUUGUUAAAUCCCCAGCCUAAGGUCGCAUUUCCACAAGCCUUAAAUUUUGUAUUGUAUAAAUAUGUCAGGUUUCUACAUUUUUUUUCUCGUUUUCUCUUCCUGGAGAGUGACUGUUAAUUCUUCAGAUGGGAGGGAACUGAUCUUCCUGUACAAAACUGUUAUUACAGGCUUCCUCACUGCCACUUAACACAUACAGGAAACCUCAAAUGCAGCAAAGCCAGGAUUCCAGUCCCCGGGGCUCCCUGGGGGGCCCUCCGCAGUAACAUGAUGCUGUUCCACAUGGAUCUGGGGCAUCGUAUGUGUUUUCUUUUUUUUUUUUUAUCGAUAAUAAAAACAUUUUUUUAGCACA